Molecule: messenger RNA, 2580 nt
Organism: Chironomus riparius
Lineage: Eukaryota; Metazoa; Arthropoda; Insecta; Diptera; Chironomidae
Source: the annotation of a GenBank genome assembly
AAAACAAAAACGUGAUUUUUUUAAGUAAAAUUAAAUUAAAUUAAAUUCUCAAGUAAUACGCAAUUAAUCAUUGAUUAAAGUAGAUAGACUACAUCAUAAACCAUGGAAGAAUCAGUGAAGCUAAAAGAAAUAUUUGAAGCUGAAAAGCAGUAUGGAGCAUUCUAUACAGGCGGAACAGUACUAUGGACGAUGGAUGGAACGAGAUUUUUGUGUCGAGAUGAGCAUAAAAUUAAUGUCAUUUCAAUGAGAUCAAUGGAAGUAGAACGAGUUAUUGGACACUCGGAAGAAGAAGGAAGUGAAGACAUAAUUUAUACCUUUAUUCUUACAUCCAAUGAUGAUUUCCUGAUAUCAGCACAUAGAAGUGGAUUGCUUAAGCUCUGGGAUUUCAUGUCUGGUGAAUUAAAGAAAACUUGGAAGAAUUUGCAUCGAGGACCGAUUUCUUGCCUUCAAUACUGCUCGAACUUGGAUCUUUUGGCAUCAGGCGGUGCUGACUCACUUAUUAGGAUAUGGGAUUUUAGUAAUCAAGUCUGUAAAGGCACAGUUAAAGGAAUUCAAGGUGUUGUUAGUGCUUUAGCUUUUCAUCCAACAGAAAAUGUCUUAAUUGGUGCAGGUGAUGACACUAAGAUCUAUGCUUGGAAUCUAGAUUCACGAGAAAUUGUUAAAACCUUUUCUGGACACAUUUCUAGAGUCACUUCCAUAUCUUUUUCAUUUGAUUCCAAAAGCUUCAUCUCAUCAAGUCGCGAUAAAGUCAUGAUUCUGUGGGAUUUUGAGCAUGAAAAGCAAAUUCGAACGAUUCCAGUCUAUGAAAGUAUUGAAUGUGCUAUUGUUCUUCCUUACAACAUCACAUUGCCUAAUAAUAUUGAACUGAAUGAUGAAUCUAAAGUUUAUGUUGCUUCUGCUGGCGAGGAAGGCAUCAUAAAAAUAUGGCAGGCUAAUGAAGCUAAAAUUUUGUAUAAACAGGCAUCGGGUGUUAUUUCUAGAGCAUCUGAAGAAGGUGGAUUAGCAAUCACACAAAUGCUUUUCAAUCAACAAUUACAGCAAAUUACACUUAUCAGCUACGAUCAUAAUAUUAUUGUCCAUGAUAUGUCGACUUUUGAGUGUGCUAAGCAGCUUAUUGGAUUUACUGACGAAAUUUUAGACAUAGUUUUGAUGGACAGUAAGGGUCAAUAUUUGGCGAUGGCAACGAACAGCAAUGACAUCAAAGUUUAUGAUACAUAUACAAUGAAUUCAAAGAUUCUUAAAGGACACUCGGACAUCGUAUUAUCACUAUCAAAAUACAAAAACUAUCUCCUUUCAUCUUCAAAAGAUCAUUCAAUAAGAUUAUGGAAAGCUGAUUUUGAAAACUUUACUUUCGAAUGCAUAGGAAUUGGAUCAAAACACACAAAUUCCGUGGGAAGUGUCGAUAUGAGUAAAACAGCAGCAAGUUUCUUCGUAUCAGUAAGUCAGGAUCAGUGUUUAAAGCUAUGGAAAUUCCCAAAGAUGAUUGAAAUGAUAGACGACGAAAUUCCGCAAUUAUUGUGCAUCAAUACACAACUCGCCCAUGAAAAAGACAUAAAUUGUGUCACAAUAUCACCAAAUGAUCGUUAUAUAGCCACAGCGUCUCAAGACAAGACAGUGAAAAUGUGGGAUGCAAAUGAUCUCAAAUUAAUUGGUGUUUUUCGAGGGCAUCGUCGUGGUGUAUGGACAGUACGAUUCUCACCUGUAGAUCAAGUCAUUGUAACUAGUGCAGCCGAUUGUACAAUGAGACUUUGGAAUAUCACCGAUAUGACAUGUUUGAAGAGUUUUGAAGGUCAUGAAAGCUCCGUUCUUAGAUGUGAAUUUAUAUCUAAUGGAAUGCAAUUAUUAUCAUCUGGUGCUGAUGGUUUAAUUAAGUUAUGGACAAUAAAAAGCUCUGAAUGCAUUCAAACGAUUGAAAAACAUGAAAGUAAAGUUUGGACAUUGGCAAUAACUGACGAUGAAAAGUUAAUGUUUAGUGGCGGUGCUGAUUCAACACUAAUUAAAUGGCGAGACAUGACAGAUAUAAAGAAGAAAGAUGAGCUUAAAAAGAAACAAGAAGAAGUCCUUCACGAGCAAGAAUUAAAUAAUUAUUUACAUCAAAAACAAAUGUUGAAGGCAUUGAGACUAGCUUUAAGAUUAAAUCGUCCCAAUAUGACACUUAAAAUCAUCAAUACAAUAAUUAGGAAUCAAGAGGAAGGACUUGAUGCAACAAUUGAGAGUUUGUCGGAAUUUCAUAAGCAGCAGCUGCUUCAACAUGCUGUAAAUUGGAAUACAAAUAGUAGAAAUUGUAAACCAGCACAGCUCGUCUUUAACAUCAUGCUACAAGAGAUUUUAAGUGGAAAGUAUAAAGUAGAAGGCUUGGGUAAAAUAAUUGAAGAUGCUCUGCCAUACAGCGAUAGACAUUUUAAGCGAAUGACCGAGUAUUUAAAGGACCUUAAAUUUGUAGAAUAUACAAUGCGCUGCAUGCAACCCUAUGGCGGUGAUGUUGCCAUGAAAUAAAGAAUAGCAAUUGUUACGAUGCGAUAUUUACUGCAUGCGACACAAAUGAUGUAAACAGAAAUAAAGAAAAUUAAUAUUCAGGAA